Messenger RNA from Amoebophrya sp. A25, 1721 nucleotides. NCBI's taxonomy places the organism in Eukaryota, Dinophyceae, Syndiniales, Amoebophryaceae. The record is from the annotation of a GenBank genome assembly.
GAAGAUUAUGUUUUCCUUCAACCCCGUUACCCUUCCCAUGAACGGAAACAGGAGGUUCAAAAGACUGAGUAAUUGUCAGAAAAUUCUGUAGUUGAGUAUUUCGUCGGGAUUACUUCACUGAAUUGUGCUGGUUAAAAAACAUAAGGCGUAAUAAUUUGGAACUUCAUACUAUUACUAGGGUUACGUACUACCCCCACGUUGACAUCCGACAAUGCCGCGAUCAAAGAGAAAUAAGGUCAUCGCCUUGACAAAGGUGAAGAAGGGCGACAACAAGGAACGAAAAGACGGCCUCAUCGAAAGAAUACAAGAUGCGGUAAGAUGAAAAUAUAAUGCCUCGUUUGACUUUGCUUGUUUAGAAAGUUCGUUUCAGUAUGCACCUGCGCCUUGGUAGUGUAGUUCAAAUAUCGCGACCAGAAAUCUAACCACUGAUGCAUCCCCCUGCUCUACGCCCGCCACCUACUUCUACUGCCUCUCACAACGUCAACCACAGGUCGAGAAAUAUCAGCAUGUGAUGCUUCUUCGUGUAGAGAACCAGAAGAACGAAUUGGUGAAGCAGGUGAGACAAAAGUUCAAGUCAAACGGACUUGUUUUCAUGGGAAACAAUAACGUCAUGCGACUAGCACUCGGCACCGACUCAGACAGUGAGAUCGCAGAUAAGAUAGCACACCUAGGAGAAAAGAUUGGCGGCGAAUGCGCUUUGUUGUACUACUAAUUUUUUUUAUCCAUUUUCUUGUUUGUGAAUCUACUUCAACUUCGUCUCUUGCUUGCAACCACAACUAACUACUUUUUCUGGUGUAAGUCGUCGAUCUUUGCAUAAACAUGAUGAAAUCUUCUCAAUACUACAUUGCCAGGUGCACUGACGCUUCCCCAGCAGAAGCACAGAGAUAUUUUCUCGAGCUCCAAGAGGCAACUUUUGCAAAGAGCGGAGCCGCAGCAUCAGAGACGUUCACGAUACCAAAAGGAGAACUCAAGUACUUACUACUCAUUUAGAUGAUGUUUUUCAUUGUGUGAUUUUUGAAUUUUAACAUUUUUCCUCACCAUUUCCAUUGUAAGUGAUGAUUGGAUUUGAACUUUGCUCUUGACCUACUUGUACUUCUUCGAACAGAUCAUGCCUAUCAAAGAAAAAUGUUAAUGUUUAUGUUUUCUCCCUACCGCCCCGACUUCUCCCUCAGCCUCCCGUUCUCCAUGGAGCAGCACUUGCGAUCAUGCGGUCUCCCAACCCAGCUUAGAGAUGGAAAGAUCAUCAUGCUCGCAGACCACACAGUGUGCCAUGAGGGCAGAGCUUUGACAGUCGACCAAGCGCAAGUGCUCAAGCUGUUGGGCAGAAAGACCAGUAUCUUCCGCAUGACCCCUACGGGCUUGUGGAGUAAGACCGAGACCGGUGGAAGCUACAAGAACUUGGGGAAUAACUGCAUCUGAAACUUUUAGCCGAUCAUGUAAAGGAAAUGAUGUACUUAGAUCUCCACCAACUCGCAACUACCAACUACAAUGCAUUUCCAAAGGCGCACUAGACAACGACUAUUUUAACGCAACUCGCAACAGAUAUUAAUGCAACAAGGAAGAUGACUAUGGUUAAAUCUAGACAACCUGGGAAACAAUAAAAAGAAGCUACAAGAAGAAAGAGUAAGCAGCAAAAUUCGGCUGUCUUCCAUCUAUCGACGACAAGUCCUCGGACAUAAAGACAGGGGCAAAGCAUCUAGCAGGACUAUCGCAGCCGCAGU